GUGUUGCCCACCAACCCUGAGGAGAGCUGGCAGGUGUACAGCUCCGCCCAGGACAGCGAGGGCAGGUGUAUCUGCACAGUGGUCGCCCCCCAGCAGACCAUGUGCUCGCGGGACGCCCGUACGAAACAGCUGCGGCAGCUGCUGGAGAAGGUGCAGAACAUGUCCCAGUCCAUAGAGGUGCUGGACCGGCGGACUCAGCGGGACCUGCAGUACGUGGAGAAGAUGGAGACCCAGAUGAAAGGCCUGGAGUCCAAGUUCAAGCAGGUGGAGGAGAGCCACAAGCAACACCUGGCCAGGCAGUUCAAGGCGAUAAAAGCGAAAAUGGAUGAACUUAGGCCUUUGAUACCCGUGUUGGAAGAGUACAAGGCCGAUGCCAAAUUGGUUUUGCAGUUUAAAGAGGAGGUCCAGAAUCUGACGUCAGUGCUUAACGAGCUGCAAGAGGAAAUUGGCGCCUAUGACUACGAUGAGCUGCAGAGCAGAGUGUCCAAUCUUGAAGAGAGGCUCCGUGCGUGCAUGCAAAAGCUAGGGUGUGGGGGGGGCCGUGGCAUCCUUCCCUUUUCAUCUUCCCCUCCCGGCUCCUCUCGUGGGAGAGGCGCUGCCUGGGGCGGAGCCCCCGGCUCCCGGCACCGCUCACCCUGUCUGCUCUGCCCGCAGGUGUGGUACAUGGACGGCUACCACAACAACCGCUUCGUGCGCGAGUACCGGUCGCUGCAGGACUUCAUGACCACGGACAACUUCACGUCGCACCGGCUGCCCCACCCCUGGUCGGGCACGGGCCAGGUGGUCUACAACGGCUCCAUCUACUUCAACAAGUUCCAGAGCCACAUCGUGAUCCGCUUCGACCUGCGCACCGAGAGCAUCCUCAAGCAGCGCAGCCUGGACUACGCCGGCUACAACAACAUGUACCACUACGCCUGGGGCGGCCACUCGGACAUCGACCUGAUGGUGGACGAGAGCGGGCUCUGGGCCGUCUACGCCACCAACCAGAACGCCGGCAACAUCGUGGUCAGCAAGCUGGACCCCGUGUCGCUGCAGGUGCUGCGCACCUGGAACACGAGCUACCCCAAGCGCAGCGCCGGCGAGGCCUUCAUCAUCUGCGGCACGCUCUACGUCACCAACGGCUACUCGGGCGGCACCAAGGUGCACUACGCCUACCAGACCAACGCCUCCACCUACGAGUACAUCGACAUCCCCUUCCAGAACAAGUACUCGCACAUCUCCAUGCUGGACUACAACCCCAAGGACCGCGCGCUCUACGCCUGGAACAACGGCCACCAGGUCCUCUACAACGUCACCCUCUUCCACGUCAUCCGCUCCGACGAGCUGUAGGGCCCCCGCCCGGAGCCAGGCCACGGCCCCGCCC
Molecule: messenger RNA, 1363 nt
Organism: Myotis brandtii (Brandt's bat)
Lineage: Eukaryota; Metazoa; Chordata; Mammalia; Chiroptera; Vespertilionidae
Gene: OLFM1
Product: olfactomedin 1
Exons: 4
Coding region: 100-1329 (409 amino acids)
Biological process (GO): signal transduction
Source: RefSeq, a predicted model, not a curated record